ACUCCCAUGAGCACCCAGGUUUGUACACUACUUCCGGUAGCGUGUUUUUCUGCGCCCAUCGGUUGUCGAGACGGAAGUGUGGUUUAAUGCUGUGGCGAUGCCCUUGGAGGUGACAUGGCCCUUCCCACAAUGCCCCCGCCUGGGCUGGAGAAUAUCCAGCCGAGUGGUCAUGGGAAUGGUGGGCUCAUACAGUUACCUUUGGACCAAGUAUUUUAACUCGCUGAUGGUGCACAACCAGGACGUCUUGUUGAACCUGGUUGAUGAGCGUCCUCAGGACACACCCCUUAUCACAGUAUGCAAUCAUCAGUCCUGUAUGGAUGAUCCACACAUCUGGGGAGUCCUUAAGUUCCGGCAGUUGUGGAACCUUAACAAGAUGAGAUGGACACCUACUGCCUCUGAUAUCUGUUUCACAAGAGAAUUUCACUCCAGUUUCUUCAGCAGAGGGAAAUGUGUACCUGUUGUUAGAGGUGAUGGAGUAUAUCAGAAAGGAAUGGAUUUCCUUUUGGAAAGGCUGAAUCAAGGGGAAUGGAUACACAUAUUUCCGGAGGGUAGAGUUAACAUGUCUGGAGAGUUCAUGAGGAUAAAAUGGGGAAUUGGACGUUUGAUUGCAGAAUGUUCUCUUCACCCAAUAAUUUUACCUAUGUGGCAUAUAGGUAUGAAUGAUGUUCUACCAAAUGAGACUCCAUACAUUCCUCGACGGAUAACUGUUUUAGUAGGAAAACCGUUCACAGUCAGGCAUCUGGUCAAUGCACUGCGAGCUGAAAACACGAAUCCGACGGAAAUGCGGAAAACAGUGACGGACUAUAUUCAAGACGAAUUUCGCAGUUUGAAAGCCCAGGCAGAGGCUCUUCAUCAUAGGCUACAGAACCACACAUGAAGAAGAUCGCAAGAUCCCUCAUCACAGGGGUAAGAAAGUUCAGUCUUGGAGAGCUGCAGAACUUCCCUUGUCAAACGCAGCUGCAUGAGUUAAUCAAGGUCUUGAAAGCUACAGGCAGGUACAGUUUAAUCCAGACUGGGUCAAAACAAGACUGCAAGACUCCAAGACUGAACUUGCUCACCUGUGCCUCAUCAUUUUUUUAGCCCAUCAGCCAACACCUGCCUUACAACUCAGCUAAAACUCUGAGCAGCGGAAAUACACACAGAUGACUUCAUUUAAAGAGGAUUAUGCACUCGUUUUAAUGAAUAUUAUAUCCUUGAUAAUGUGAACAUGGAUGUAAUGUGGGUGCAUCAGAUAAUCUCCUUAAUCAUCAAUCUGAACAUGGUGAUUUUGUUUGAUAAAUCAGUUGUCAUUUCUGAAUCAAUAACUACGGUCACUGAUGUGCAUGAGCAUGAUUUACAAUGAGAAUGCUGAAGCACUAAAUAUUUUUAAAUACAGAGAGAAAUACUUUGAAUGACAAAACUAGCGGUUUUUGUACUACAGUUUUUAUUUUUGAUGCGGUGUUUGACGGUAUUUAAUACAAAAUACUGACUGUAAAUACAAAACCUUAAUCAGUUUUUUUCUCAGGUGUACCUAUGCAUUUUAUAUCUGACAACACAUUUUGUAAUUUUAGCUUGCCAGUGUGGGACAGAGAAAACAUAUAGUGAUGUACUAUGAUACAAAAUCAAAACUACUCCUACAUCAACAAAAAGAUGCAUUGACCUAGACUAAAAAGCAAGUCAAAUGUAUUAUUAUUUUGUAAAAUACAUUUUUAGGAAGAAAUACACACCUGAAGCUAUUUCUAAAAAUGUAUAAUAAAAAUGAAAGCUGGCCAAACUGUGAUUUAUUUAUAAAUUAUGUGAUGAAAAUGUGAAUGGAAUGGACAAUGGAAAAUCUGAAUAAAAGUUUUCUUACUGCUGCUUA
Molecule: messenger RNA, 1840 nt
Organism: Danio rerio (zebrafish)
Lineage: Eukaryota; Metazoa; Chordata; Actinopteri; Cypriniformes; Danionidae
Source: RefSeq, a predicted model, not a curated record